Molecule: messenger RNA, 324 nt
Organism: Suillus subaureus
Lineage: Eukaryota; Fungi; Basidiomycota; Agaricomycetes; Boletales; Suillaceae
Exons: 3
Coding region: 1-324 (107 amino acids)
Source: RefSeq, a predicted model, not a curated record
AUGGAGAGCGACGAAGAGCGUGAACGGAAAUCAAAGAGGGCUGCUAAGAAGGUAAAAGUCGAAGGGGAUAGUGGAGAUGAAGGGGCUGAACCUAAGAAGAAGAAGAGAAGCGGAGGCAAACUCAAAAAAGCCGUUGAUCAGGAUGUCGACAACGAGCAGCUCUUCAGCGAUGAUGAGGUCGACAGUAAACCAGCAAAGAAGCGUGUCCCGAAAAAACGUGUCGUCAGGGAUGAUGACGAUCAGGACGCCGUCGGAGGACCACGCAAAAAGCAAUAUAAAAGCAAGGAAAUCAUAUCGGACACGGACGAUGAGGAGAUGUCAUGA